UAUUUGAAGCAAGUGGAGAUCAUUGGAUACGAUCUUUCUGGGAACUGCGAGUCAAAUACUGAAGGCAAAACAAAAGAGUGGCUGAAGCAGACGGAGGUCAUGAGGAAGAAAGUAGUGGCAGAGUUCAAGAGGCUACACCAGCUUCUGGAGGAUCAAGAGUAUAUGUGGAUGUCGGACCUGGUAGCACUGGAGAGAACGAUUAUGGACAGUAAGAAGAGCUAUGAGGCCAAAGUCCAUAGUGAGAAGAGCUAUGUUGACAACAUCCACACUGAGAUGGAAGACAGAUAUUGGGAGGAUGAGAAGGAGUUUUUGCAGGAUUUUGGAAAGAGCCUUGUAAGGUUUGACAACAGAAAGAUAGAAAAUCCAGUGGCUUUUCCAACAGAACUGAAAACAAGAAUCCAGAAAUUUUGUGAUCGAAGAAUUUUCUUGGAUAAUGUGGUGAAGACAUUUAAUGAUGAAAUGGCUGUAAUACUGAAAGGAAGAGGAAGGAAGAGAUUUAAAAGAAGCUUAUCAGAGGAACAAAAAGGCAACAGAGUGGAAGUUAUUCUGGAUCAAGACACAGCCCAUCCACAUCUCUGGCUUUCUCAAGACCUGAAGAAGAUGUGCUAUGUGAAAUAUAUUGUGCCAUUGCUUGAACGUCCUAGAGGAUUUAAAUUUUCACCCUGUAUUCUUGGCCGUCAAGUUUUCUCUUCAGGGAGGCAUUAUUGGAAUGUGAAGGUGUGUGGAUUGGGACGUGAAUGGGCUCUUGGAAUUGCCAGGGAGUCUGUGGCUAGGGAUGAUCCUCCUGGUCCUCCUGACAAUGGGGUCUGGGUGGUGGGAAAGCGUCGGAAAGAUGCACUAUACUCUCGUUGGCUCAUGGCUUUUGCGCUCCAAGAAGAAGAUGAUGAUACCGUUCUGAUUUUAAGCCAGAAACCAGAGAAGAUCCGCGUGUGCCUCGACUGCUCAGAGGGCCGAGUGGCCUUCUUCAAUGCAGACACAGAUGAAUUCAUUUAUAGUUUCAGUUCGCCCAUAAUUUCUAGCGAGAGGAUCCGCCCCUUUUUUUGGAGUUUCAGUGAAAGUAUUGAAUUUUUGAUGCUUUAGUAGAAUUUGUUGGGGGGGAUGAAUACUUUUUGGCACUGUUAACUCCCAGAAUUGUAGGAAUUUCAUGAAGAUAACUUUUCUGUUAGCUUUUCCUAAGAGAAGUCAAUUCUAUCUCUAGCUCACUUUUUCCCCUUCCAUGCCACGGAGAAGUGAAUGGCUAAAGUCGUGUUACUUCAAUAGCAUUACUUUGAGUUACAGUCUUAAUCACAUUGGAGGAAAAGUGAAUGGGUAAACAAGGAGAUGAGUAGAAUUACUUCAAGUUAGUUAGGGGAACAAUCUUGAUCAGUCUAGAGGGGAAUUAAAUAUAAUGGUUCCAGGAUGCAUGAAUGUGGGUAGAGUGAUGCUGAGAAUAUGAUAUACUUAAAUAGUUGUUGCUUCUACUUUAGUCUUACUCACUCAGAAGGCAUUUUUGUGUCUCUCUCAUCCUUAUUUCCCCCAACUCUUCAAUGAUGUUGCUUUUCCUUGAGGUAAAAUGUGCCGUUUCAAUAAAAGUUGCCAAGUUCA
Sceloporus undulatus (fence lizard) is the source of this 1584-nucleotide messenger RNA. Its product is annotated as zinc finger protein RFP-like. NCBI's taxonomy places the organism in Eukaryota, Metazoa, Chordata, Lepidosauria, Squamata, Phrynosomatidae. Gene Ontology annotation, molecular function: protein binding. The transcript is spliced from 6 exons. The record is from RefSeq and is a predicted model, not a curated record. Bases 100 to 1080 code for a protein of 326 amino acids.